Molecule: messenger RNA, 1544 nt
Organism: Durusdinium trenchii
Lineage: Eukaryota; Dinophyceae; Suessiales; Symbiodiniaceae
Source: the annotation of a GenBank genome assembly
GAAAGCACUGUGAGAUACUGUGAGAUACCGUGAGACUGUUACCUUCAGUCGGUUUCAUGUUUCAUCCACUGAUUGCUGGAACGCCAAACCAAGAAUAAGGGCAUCGCUACUAGGAAUAAGAAGCUACUAGUAGCUCCUGGCAUUACUGGUAGCAAGAAGCUACUAGUAGCAGGGGCAUCGCCACUAACAAGGACGCUAAUGUAAACCUCCAGGCAGAAGAGAAGACGGGCUGGUGGCUAUGGCUUGGAGGCUCCAACCGCUCUGUCAUGGUCCUCCUCUCAGGCCUCCUGAUUCUCUGGAUUAUUUCGGUGCUGAUGGUCGGCUGCUGUGCCUCAUGCAGUGCCGCCAGCUUUUAUGAGCCAAUUUCAGUGAGCAGCAUUACCUGGAAGAGAAAGAAGGAUUGGAGAAUGUAUUUCAACUACCUCCUCCUUCUGCCUCUCCACUUCCUCCGCUCCAUGGAGACAGCUUCAGGGGGCGAUCAAACCCUUUUCUCCUCCGCGGAGAAGGAGUUCUUGGCUUCGCAGCGUCGGGUUUUCAAUGAUGCCGUGGUGAACUUCUUGAGCGUCCGCCGCAGCAUGAUGUUCGUGACGGGGAUCUUCUGCGUGCUUCAACUGUUGAUCCAGAUGGCCGAGGUGCCCAAAGCCUUCGACACUCGACGCCUUUGGAUUGAGAAGAGUCAGAUCGAAGUGGAUGGACAGGUGAUGAAGUUCCAGGACUUUGCAGCUUUGUCGGGCCAGAACUGGACGGAGACCAACCCGGAGGCUUGGUUUCAGUAUAGCAAACACCUUUACACCGGCAUGUUUGCUAAGAUCAUUAGCCAAACAGCUUUGCUCGACAUUGUAGAAGCCUGUGUUGACGUGGCUUGCCAGUUGGCCAGCUGUUUGUACUUGUGGUGGGCACUCAGGAAAUGGUCUCAUUUCCAUCGGUCCCACCGGGGAGUCUUGAAGGGUUGGAUUCUCGGCUUUUGCUUGCUGGCUCCCUUUCUGGCGACCUUGAUCCCCACUCGGCUUUUCGUCGAGUGGAGCGUCCUCGACCCAGUGGUCGAGACCUUCGCGUCCGAGUUAACCACGCAUUUGGCCUCGCACACCGACGACCUUGCGCAGGGCAUCCAGCAAGCUUGUCAAGGUGUGGUGGAUUUCCACGAGCAAGGCCACAUGGACAGUGCUGAGCGGAUGGCCAGGAGAGCCUGUAAUGCUUUGGUCAAAACUCCGAACCGGCACCUGAAAUGUUGUUCCUUUAUGAAGGUUGUGGACUUUGACUUUCGGCCCAUUCACAGCACCUGUGGCAAGAUCAAUGCCUACCUGGACACCGAGGGUGGCCCAUGGCAUCAGAAGGCCUUGACAGCUGCAUCGGAACUUUGCAAAGAGACGGUGAUGCCCAACUUGAAGAACACCAUUGAGUUGGGCUUUUCCAAUGCUUUGGAGAGGGCCGCCACUGCUGGCCCGGUCGCACAACGCAUGAAGCAGAGCGUCUCCAUGGGCAUGGGCUUUGCCGCCUGGCUGCGGGGCUUCAAUACCAUCAUGCAGCUCGCCAAUUGGGAGUGA